AUGCUAACCGUCCAACAACAACAGCAGCAGGACAUGCAACGCGCCAUGCAGCAGCAACACCAUUACCACCAUUCACACCCCCAUUAUGCCCAUCAUACGCACGAUCAUCAACGUCAUCAGUACCAACCGCUGCAUCAUUUGCAGCACCAACAAUAUUUGAGUGUCCACGCAGCGCAACAGCACCGGCUUUCGCAAGUACAGUGCCACAAGCAACAACAACAGCAGCCGGUGCAAGCGCUACUGCUACAUCAUCAUUCCCAUCCGCACUCGCACUCGCAGUCCCACUCCCACCUGCACGAACACCCGCAACAGCAUCAUCAGGAGCAGCAACAAAACCAACAACACCAGUAUCACUAG
Molecule: messenger RNA, 357 nt
Organism: Rhagoletis pomonella (apple maggot)
Lineage: Eukaryota; Metazoa; Arthropoda; Insecta; Diptera; Tephritidae
Product: sex-determining region Y protein-like
Exons: 1
Coding region: 1-357 (118 amino acids)
Source: RefSeq, a predicted model, not a curated record